GGCGCCGGGGCGGCCGGAGCCCCCGGGAGCGGCGGGAGCCGGAGCCGGAGCCGGAGCCGGAGCCGGAGCCGGAGCCGAGCCGGGGCCGAGCCGGGGCCGGGCGGGCCGGGCCAUGGCCGCGCCCGACCUGCGGCCGCGCCUGUGCCGCCUGGUGCGCGGCGAGCAGGGCUACGGCUUCCACCUGCACGGCGAGAAGGGCCGCCGCGGCCAGUUCAUCCGGCGCGUGGAGCCCGGCUCCCCCGCCGAAGCGGCCGCGCUGCGCGCCGGGGACCGCCUGGUCGAGGUCAACGGCGUCAACGUGGAGGGCGAGACGCACCACCAGGUGGUGCAGAGGAUUAAGGCCGUGGAGGGCCAGACCCAGCUGCUGGUGGUGGACAAGGACACGGACGAGGAGCUCCGCCGGCGGCAGCUGACCUGCACAGAGGACAUGGCCCAGCGGGGGCUUCCACCGGCCCACGACCCCUGGGAGCCGAAGCUAGACUGGGUGCAGGCGGGCAGCCUGGGCUCCCAGACUGGCCAGAAGGAUGCCAACGGCCCCCCACGGGAGCUGCGGCCGCGCCUGUGUCACCUGCACAAAGGCCCCCAGGGCUACGGCUUCAACCUGCACAGUGACAAGUCUCGGCCAGGCCAGUACAUUCGCUCUGUGGAUGUUGGCUCGCCCGCUGCCCACUCCGGCCUCCGUGCCCAGGACCGCCUCAUCGAGGUGAAUGGGCAGAACGUGGAGGGGCUGCGGCACUCGGAGGUGGUCGCCAGCAUCAAAGCGCGGGAGGAUGAGGCCCGGCUGCUUGUAGUGGACCCAGAGACUGACGAGCACUUCAAGCGGCUGCGGGUGACGCCCACGGAGGAGCACGUGGAGGGACCUCUGCCAUCGCCAGCCGCCAACGGGACCAGCCAGGCCCCGGCCGCCGUGUCCCCCCAGGAUGGUGGCAUGUGGAAGCACGACCCCUUUCAGGAGAGCGGUCUCCACCUGAGCCCCACAGCCGCAGAGGCCAAGGAGAAGGCGAGGGCCACACGCAUCAACAAGCGGGCGCCACAGAUGGACUGGAACCGGAAGCGAGAGAUCUUCAGCAACUUCUGAGCCCCUCCUGCUGCGCCGGCCUCCUCCCUGCACGCCCAGAGACUGGAGGGCGCCCCAGAAGCCACGUGGUCCCCUGUGAGCCUGUGCUGGGGCAGCUCACGGGGUGCCGGGGAAUGUGGCAGCCAGAUGUGGGGGGCGGCCCGGAUCUAAACACCCAGGCAGAGCCAGAAAGGAUGGAGUAAGGAGAGAUGGGGGAAGAGGAGGAGGCUGGGGGGCUGCAGGGAGAGGAAGAGGAGGGACUGGAAAGGGAGUUCAGUGUCUGUCCUGCAGGGCAGGGCCUGCGGCUGGAGGAAUCUGGGUUUUCGCUUUUUUCCCCCCAAAGAGCUUGAGCUCCACAUGUUUCCACUUACUGCCCUGCCCCACCCCCGCCCGCCCCAGGAUGCUCCGCCCCCACACCCUUUCUGUGCGGGGUCUGGCCUGAAGGGGCCGAGGAUGGAGGCCGGACCGGAAGCUGGUGCAGCCUCUGGAUCGGCCCCUCGUCCCUGCCAGGACAGCCCCAGGCCAGGGGAGCCGGGAGGGCCCCGGCUGCUGGGCUGCACGGCCCGGCUGUCCUCCACGCCUCAGCCAGACCACGCUGCCGGCUGCCUUGUAAGCCAUAGCGCAUGCGCGCCCUCGGAAUAAACAGGCUUUCCUCAG
Messenger RNA from Sorex araneus (European shrew), 1714 nucleotides. It is a transcript of the gene NHERF2, whose product is annotated as NHERF family PDZ scaffold protein 2. The coding region runs from base 113 to 1078 and encodes 321 amino acids. Gene Ontology annotation, cellular component: apical plasma membrane. Lineage: Eukaryota; Metazoa; Chordata; Mammalia; Eulipotyphla; Soricidae. Gene Ontology annotation, biological process: protein localization to plasma membrane. The record is from RefSeq and is a predicted model, not a curated record. The transcript has 6 exons. Gene Ontology annotation, molecular function: protein-membrane adaptor activity; signaling receptor binding.